GCGAAAGCCGAAAUGUUUCCGCGUUGACACGCCAUGUCGAACAUAGACAUGCUCAGCCCGACUGCGGCUAGUCCGCAUGUCACAGCUCCCGGCAGAGCUAGCAGCGUGAUCAGCAGCGCAGUGACGGGCCUCACAAGAGAUGGCUCGGCCGCUUCCGUCUCUCUUGCGCUCCGUAGACUCGUUGACCCAGCAUUCGAGCAGCACGAUCCCCUCAGCCUGCCCAAACUGCUACAAGACGUCGAUAAAGCACUGAGCACCGGCGAGGCUGUCUCACUAGACAGAUGCAUCGAGCAUUUACAGUCUGUCGAGGCGCAUAUGACGUCUAAAGGGUUGGCUACCGUGCCAGAGUCAUUCAACGAGCCGCUUGACGAGCGUAUCGAGGCUAUCGGGAGAGACCUCAAGGAGGCAUUCGCUCAUCGAGAGCGUGUCAGGCUUUCGAACGCAGUGGCAGCAUCGACGCUCAACUUUGCGUUUGGCCGCUAAGUCAGGCUUUCGAGCGUGUCACUCGGUCAACAUUGCCAGCUUGUCCUGUCUUACUGCGUGCGCUCCGCCAGGUAGCCAAACCGCGUUCGAAGACGGCGCGAUCUACUCCGUUGGGUGUGUGUAUGAACGUGACCCCCAAACUGGCGACUUCGGAAUUGCGACUCUCGUCGUCGAAGAAGACCAUCUGCGCAUACGGAAUUUUCGUCUUCUCGUGCAGUUUGCGAAAGUGUGUCAGCUUGCUGCCU
Molecule: messenger RNA, 728 nt
Organism: Mixia osmundae IAM 14324
Lineage: Eukaryota; Fungi; Basidiomycota; Mixiomycetes; Mixiales; Mixiaceae
Exons: 1
Coding region: 49-483 (144 amino acids)
Source: RefSeq, a predicted model, not a curated record